This is a messenger RNA of Hevea brasiliensis (rubber tree), 414 nucleotides long. RefSeq lists its product as uncharacterized. The coding region runs from base 1 to 414 and encodes 137 amino acids. NCBI's taxonomy places the organism in Eukaryota, Viridiplantae, Streptophyta, Magnoliopsida, Malpighiales, Euphorbiaceae. Gene Ontology annotation, biological process: mRNA processing. The record is from RefSeq and is a predicted model, not a curated record. The transcript has a single exon.
AUGGCUAGCCUAAUCAAUAAGCUUUCCCAGAAAACGACUCCAUCUCUAAGAAUCGUAGCAACGGCCAUUAAAAAUCCGCCGCUCUUCACUCACGUCCUUCAUACUACCAAACCAAAUUUCAUAAACAACUCAAUUCCUCUCUGGGACUCCACAGCCACAGAGAACAACCCAACAACUCAAAACCCUACUAAACCCCUGCUGUUUUGUUAUCCCAAUUUCCCAUUUGGGUAUUCCUUAAACCCCAUUGCCAUAACUGGGGCUAAUCAAUUGAAGGCUGUUGGGUCUGAUUUUGCUGAAAAAGAUACCGAUGAUGCGAGGACCGUGUGGGCUGAUAGCGUGAAGAAGAAGAGGAAGAAGAAGAUGAACAAGCACAAGUACAAGAAGCUCACGAAGCGUCUCCGGCGAAAGGCAUAA